AUGGGUAUCGCCGACAUGUUCGUUGAGUUCGUGAGCUCGCUGAGCUUCGGAGAGGUCGUUGAGGCCGAAGCCCCCCCGGCUGAGGAGGUCGAGGACUCGUCUUCUGCCGGUGAAGAUACGCCUGACGAGGACAAGUCGGAGGAUGCCGAGGAAGAGGCCGAGGAGGAAGAAGAGGAAGAGGAGGAGCCAGAGGAUAUCAUGCCCAAGUUGGUAGAGGUCGAUAUCGAUUGCGUUCAGCAGCAAGUAACUAACCAAAUUGCUUUGAUAGAAUGCUCAAACUCCAAGGCCUGUGCCCCUGCUAAGCACCAUUUCGACGACUGCGUUGAGCGUGUCACUCGCAACUCCGAAGAUCCCGAGUUCAAGGGCCCCCACGAGGACUGCGUUGAAGAAUUCUUCCACCUCCAACACUGCGCUACCCAGUGCGCUGCUCCCAAGCUCUGGCGCGAAUUGAAAUAG
Trichophyton verrucosum HKI 0517 is the source of this 456-nucleotide messenger RNA. RefSeq lists its product as uncharacterized. Lineage: Eukaryota; Fungi; Ascomycota; Eurotiomycetes; Onygenales; Arthrodermataceae. Gene Ontology annotation, biological process: mitochondrial electron transport, ubiquinol to cytochrome c. Bases 1 to 456 code for a protein of 151 amino acids. The record is from RefSeq and is a predicted model, not a curated record. The transcript is spliced from 3 exons.